Molecule: messenger RNA, 3693 nt
Organism: Motacilla alba alba
Lineage: Eukaryota; Metazoa; Chordata; Aves; Passeriformes; Motacillidae
Gene: SSTR1
Product: somatostatin receptor 1
Exons: 2
Coding region: 295-1512 (405 amino acids)
Biological process (GO): neuropeptide signaling pathway; cellular response to estradiol stimulus
Cellular component (GO): membrane; neuron projection
Molecular function (GO): neuropeptide binding; somatostatin receptor activity
Source: RefSeq, a predicted model, not a curated record
UGCCAGCGCUGUGAGGUGGGCAAUGCUCACGGUGCAGUGACAGGAGAGGGUUACAGCAGCUGCGUAGACAUGAGGCAUGCUUGCCUAGCUGGUGACGCGCCGCUGCUAUUAAUCAUUCACCAGCCGGGGAGCAGCAAUUGCCGCCGCUCGGAGCGAGCGGCGCUGGCAGCCGCCUCUCUCCCGAUGCCCGCGUCCCGCAGCCGCCGCGCCGGGAGCCCUGACGGGAUGAUGCCCAGCGCAGCCGGCGGCGGGCGCCUGCUGCUCUGAGCCGGGGCGUGGGGGUGCGGGCAGAGGAUGCUCCCCAAUGGCACCUGCCCCAGGCUUCCGAGCGGUGCAGGCAGCGACAGCGGCGACAGCGACAGCGGCGGCAGCGACAGCGGCGGCAGCGACGGUGGUGGCAGCGGAGCCGGUGGCGCCUCGGAGGAGGCGGAGGCGGAGGGCAUGGACUCGGGCGGCAGGAAUUCCUCUGGCGCUCCGAACAGCACCCUGAGUGAAUCUCAGGGCAGCGCCAUCCUCAUCUCAUUCAUCUACUCCGUGGUGUGCCUGGUGGGGCUGUGCGGGAACUCCAUGGUCAUCUACGUGAUCCUACGAUAUGCCAAGAUGAAGACAGCCACCAACAUCUACAUCCUCAACUUGGCCAUCGCGGAUGAGCUGCUGAUGCUUAGCGUCCCCUUUCUGGUUACCUCCACCCUGCUGCACCACUGGCCCUUUGGCUCCCUGCUCUGCCGCCUGGUGCUCAGUGUGGAUGCCAUCAACAUGUUCACCAGCAUCUACUGCCUGACGGUGCUCAGUGUGGACCGCUACAUCGCUGUGGUGCACCCCAUCAAGGCGGCCAGGUACCGCCGGCCCACUGUGGCCAAGAUGGUCAAUCUGGGUGUCUGGGUGCUUUCCAUCCUCAUCAUCCUGCCCAUCAUCAUCUUCUCCAACACAGCAGCCAACAGUGAUGGAACAGUGGCUUGCAAUAUGCUCAUGCCAGAGCCCACCCAGAGAUGGCUGGUGGUCUUUGUGGUCUACACCUUUCUGAUGGGCUUCUUGCUGCCUGUGGUGGCCAUCUGCCUCUGCUACAUCCUCAUAAUUGCUAAGAUGCGCAUGGUGGCCCUGAAGGCUGGCUGGCAGCAACGCAAACGCUCAGAACGCAAGAUCACCCUCAUGGUCAUGAUGGUGGUGAUGGUCUUUGUCAUCUGCUGGAUGCCCUUCUACAUUGUGCAGCUUGUCAAUGUCUUUGUAGAGCAGGAUGAUGCCACCAUCAGCCAGCUCUCUGUCAUCUUGGGCUAUGCCAACAGCUGUGCCAACCCUAUCCUCUAUGGUUUUCUCUCAGACAAUUUCAAGCGGUCCUUCCAGAGGCUGCUGUGCCUCAGCUGGAUGGACAAUGCUGCAGAGGAACCCAUCGACUACUAUGCCACUGCCCUCAAGAGCAGGGCAUACAGCGUGGAGGACUUUCCCCCAGACAACUUGGAGUCAGGGAGCAUGUACAGGAAUGGCACUUGCACCUCCAGGAUUACCACCCUCUGAGGAAGCAUUCCAGUCCCCCAGCUCCCUUACUGCCCCCCAGAUGGAGGGUGAGCAAAGCCAGGGCUGUGGCACGGGGAGGCUGGGAGGGAGGGGAUUUUGGUCCUGCCCACUGCCACCAGUGUUUGGCACAAGAAAGAGCAAAGAAAACCCCACAUCCUUGAUUUGCUGCCCCCCUGCACCCUGGUUGCCCCCCUUGAGAGCGGGUGCAUUCUCUGAUGCUUUGACAUCCACUUAGUGAAUUGUGGCUCUCAUGGGUCUGGUAGCUUAGGGUCUGGUAGCCUGGCUCUGCCACUCUUCUCUGUGUCUGACAAGCGGCUGUCAAGGUCCUGCAGUGACUUCUCUCCCUCCAUCUUUUGUACAGUUUGCCCUUCCCCUUGGCUGGUGGAAUACCCCAGGCCACUGAGCCAAGCCUGCUUCAGUCAAGCCCCAGCAUUCAGGCUCAGGCACCCCCCAGCUGAAAAUGACCCCACUCAACAUCUGUCAGUACACACCUCCCCUUCAGAGAUUAGAAAUGCUGGAAAAAUUCCCCCCAAUACAUACCUGGCCCUCGCCCAGGAAGGAGUGAGUAGCCUCUCUCUGUGCCUACCUUUCCCUCCCCUGGAAUAAAAUAGAAAGCAGGGAGCAAAAAGUCCCCGAGAAAGAAGCAGCAUAGUCACAGAGAUUUUUUUUUGCUUUGCAGACAGCUUCCAGCUCACUGUGACUUUGGCUCUCUGUGCUACUUGGCAGAAGCAGAGCAGAACAGGUCUUAGGAAAAAAUCUGAUUAUUGCUGCGCUUUGGAGCUGCGUGGCAGGUUGCUCAUGAUGAGAGAUAAGCAGUCCCGUGACACAUAGGGAGCAGAGAGCUGGGACUCACUGAGAUGGGAGCUGGGGGGACUGCUGAGCUGGGAAAUGUUUGAAUCUGUCCACACACACAAUAAAGUGUGCUGAUAAUAAAGUUUAAAGGGAGCAUUAGACUGUGAAUCUGCUGUCUUGAGCCUACUCCAUCAGCUGUGAAACAGCAAUGAAGGGAGCUGAGACAGUUUUUGAAUGACCUGGAUGAUGACAAAGUCACUUUAGCCUAUAUGGAAAAAGGGGGAGUCAUUUAAAAAUCUCCACCAGUCUCUGAAAUAAAUACUUGACAGAAAAAGUAGCUGUUCAGUAAUAGCUAUUACCCUAGCUCCAGUUUCUUCUGUUGCACUAAAAUAACCCAACAAAAUGGGUUUCAUAUGUUGCCAAUGUAAUAUACUGACCCAGAGCUUCUUAAUGUUUCAUUUCUGAGAAUUCUUGUUUUUAAUGUGUGCCAGAUGUCUUCUUGUUUGAUUUUUAUUUGAUUCUAGUCACUGUGUUGUGAGCGUGUUUUUCUGAAGCAAUUUAUACUAUGUACUUAUGUCUGUGGUGGCUACUUGCAAGGUUGCAUUUAAAAUGGGUGAUGCUCAGAAGGCUUCUUUCCAGACAAAAACAUUGUCUUCUUUUCUAACUCUUUCAUUUUCAUUGUCUCCCCCACAGAAAUUCUCUCUUGAACUUUCUCUCCUCCUCUUAUGACAAAACAAAUUUCAUAUUGACAGAUGAAGCUUUCUUUGAUAAAUGACAGCUGAUUAAGUGAAACCUUCUAUCCCUACUCCCUUUUAUCCCACACAGAAGCGUCGGUACAGACUGUGUUGAAAUAAGCAGCUAUGUUUUUUGCUUUCUACCACCUAUGCUAACAGUGUCACACAGUGGCAAGUCUCCCAGUAGCUGUGACAAAUCACUUCUCUAGCACAAUACCGUGGUUGUAUCAAUUAUAACUACUGGCAAUAUGAAGCAAGAGACUGGAAAAAUCCCUAGUAGCAGCAUACCCAUAGCAUUGUACUCGUAGCUGCAGUGCUUAAGUACAGUGUAAAGUGUAAGGUUGACAAUUAAGGCAUUUAGUAUUUGUGGUGGUGGAUUGACUACAGGUUUUUGUUAAAUUAUACCCUUUAACUUUUCUCAGCAGCAAAAAGCAGGAUGCUACUUUGUACAUUUCUUUCACCAAAACUUAGGUACUGUUAAAUGAAUGUAUAAAUUUAGUACUUCAAAGUUGUCUGAUUCAAAGUCCAUCAAAAUGAGAGAAAAAAAAUCUUAAUUCACUUCAAUGGACUGUGAGUCAGCUCCUUUUAGUCUAAAAAUUGCUAAUGUGGAAACUGUUACAUACUUAUUAAAAUAUUUCAUGAAAAGCUUUAACAA